CUUUUGACUGGGCCAUGCUUAUGACCAGGAAAGUCAAUUUGAGAUCCUCCAUACGAGUGGGACGAUUCCACCUCCGGCUCAGAUGGCUACCAGAAUCCAACCCGUAACGUCUAUCUUCAUAUUCAUUCUGCUCUUCACGGGGUCGGGUAUAGGGAGUUUGGGGCAACAGUAUCAGUUAGUAGUGAGCACCUGGCCCUUCGUGGAGGCUGUUAGGGCUGCUUGGAGGGCUGUUGAUAAUGGGUCUUCUGCCGUGGAAGCCGUCGUGGAGGGUUGCUCUGCUUGUGAGGAGUUACGGUGUGAUGGCACAGUGGGGCCUGGUGGAAGUCCAGAUGAGAAUGGAGAAACUACAAUUGAUGCCAUGGUCAUGAAUGGGGUGACUAUGGAGGUUGGGGCUGUUGCUGCCAUGAGAUACGUGAAAGAUGGAAUCAGAGCUGCGAGAUUGGUCAUGCAACAUACUAAGCACACUUUGCUUGCUGGGGAGAAGGCCUCAGAUUUUGCCAUUUCAAUGGGUCUCCCAGGACCCACAAACCUUAGUUCAUUGGAGUCUAUAGAGAAGUGGAAAAAAUGGAAGAAGGAUAGAUGCCAACCUAAUUUUUGGAAAGACGUGGUAUCUGCUGACCGUUGUGGCCCGUAUCAUCCAAAAAAUGAUACACAACACAGUAUGGGGGCAUGUUCCAAUGUGGAUCUGAUGGGAACUAUGAAUGCUAGGUCAUUUCAUUUCGGUCAUCACAGCCAUGACACUAUAUCAAUGGCCGUUAUUGACAAAAUGGGGCAUGUUGCUGUUGGCACAUCAACUAAUGGAGCCACUUUUAAAAUCCCUGGCAGGGUGGGAGAUGGACCCAUUGCAGGAUCUUCAGCAUAUGCUGAUGCUGAAGUUGGUGCUUGUGGUGCAACCGGAGAUGGCGACAUCAUGAUGCGCUUCCUUCCUUGUUACCAAGUCGUGGAGAGUAUGAGACAAGGAAUGGACCCUAAGCUUGCAGCCAAGGAUGCGAUAUCGAGAAUUGCAAGAAAAUUUCCUGACUUUAUAGGUGCUGUUUUUGCUGUCAAUAAAACUGGUGUACAUGCUGGUGCUUGUCAUGGAUGGACAUUUCAAUAUUCAGUCAGAAGCCCGGAAAUGCAUGACGUUCAGGUUUUCACAGUGUUGCCCUGAAUUGGCAAUAACCAUGGUGCCACCUCCGUUACAUGCUAUGUAGAUGACCAGCAUUCAAGCUGUCUGUGUAGGAUCAGCGGUUAAAUUGGACCAAAUGACUCUGCUGCGCGGCAGUCGGGAGAAGAGUCCGUCGUAGAAUUGAACAACAUUCAGUGGACAAAGCGGACUGUACGAUAAUGAGAAUACAUGAAUUGAUUCUUGUGUAAUAUUUCGUUUAGAUUUCAUUGUCUUUUCUUUUAGCUUCUCUUAUAGUUUUUCAUUGAUGUAAGGUUUCAUACGGACCGCCCAGAAUACUAUGCAGCACGAACAUUGGAGUGAGGAAACAUGACAUGGGCCCUGUGACAGGCCUUUAGGUGAAGGAUGAAAUUGGGCCUGGGCUUGCUGAGUUAGUGAGCAAGAGUUUUAUGGGCCUAAUUGAUUUUCUAUGGGCUUAAGAUUGACUAGCAA
Molecule: messenger RNA, 1597 nt
Organism: Tripterygium wilfordii
Lineage: Eukaryota; Viridiplantae; Streptophyta; Magnoliopsida; Celastrales; Celastraceae
Product: probable isoaspartyl peptidase/L-asparaginase 3
Exons: 7
Coding region: 83-1150 (355 amino acids)
Biological process (GO): protein deglycosylation
Molecular function (GO): N4-(beta-N-acetylglucosaminyl)-L-asparaginase activity
Source: RefSeq, a predicted model, not a curated record